Molecule: messenger RNA, 2328 nt
Organism: Epinephelus moara (kelp grouper)
Lineage: Eukaryota; Metazoa; Chordata; Actinopteri; Perciformes; Serranidae
Gene: rhoh
Product: ras homolog family member H
Exons: 2
Coding region: 727-1314 (195 amino acids)
Biological process (GO): small GTPase-mediated signal transduction
Molecular function (GO): GTPase activity; GTP binding
Source: RefSeq, a predicted model, not a curated record
ACUCUCCAGCCUCGGCGUUUUGAGACAAGUGCCAAAAUAUUUCCUCUCUAAUAAAUACAGACUUUAAUUAAUGGUGUUUUAGGGCAUCCAGUUUGGCAGACUGUAAUUAAUAACAAACUGUUUCUGGAGUUUUUGGAGGCUUUUUGCAUUUCUGUCCACACUGUGAAACCUUCAGAGACGGCAGCCAGCAUCCGCCCGUUACAGAUCAAGAAGACUGACAAGAGAGUAGAUUUCCCACGUCAUCUCUGAGAGGUUCGGUCUGUUUGGACAGAAUGACAGCCAUCAUUCAAGAGAAGGGCCAACACCUGACCACGCUGCAGAGAACCAGCGGAAGUGAGACGAGCCGAGACAGCCUACAGAACAAAGACAUUAUGUGAGGAGUCUAUGAAGCUCACUGCUGGAGAACUGUUUGUUGUACAUACCUGCGCCAUAUGAGAGACGCUUCAGGACGCUGAAAAGAAAGAGACAUUAGAGGACAGGUCAACAAGCUGAAUGACCACUGAAAUCUCCGGGAAUGGAGUUACCAUAAGGCAGAGCUACAAAUCACCUGCUAUGAAAAUUACCACCUGAACACGGAAGUACAGCACACAGAUGAGUGAUCGCUGCCCUUGACUACCUCUUGAACGUUGCGCCUCUCCUAAUCGGUUAGUUCAAGAGACACUACCGCUGAGACUUUUUCCACAAUACUGCAAAACAUCUAACGGAGACAGACUAUCAGAGGCAACCAUGAACGACCUGGAAGAGAUGUCGGUGAAGUGUGUCCUGGUCGGGGACAGUGCCGUGGGCAAGACGGCCCUGCUGGUCCGCUUCACCUCAGAGACCUUCCCGGACACUUAUAAGCCCACGGUGUUUGAGAACACAGGGGUGGAGGUGUACAUGGAUGGGGUACAGAUCAGCCUGGGGCUGUGGGACACGGCGGGCAAUGACAACUUUAGGCAGAUCCGACCAAGAUCCUACCAGCAGGCUGACAUUGUCCUCAUUUGCUAUUCUGUGGCCAACCCUAACUCACUGGCCAGUGUCCAGCAUAAGUGGAUCGCUGAGGUUCGAGAUAACUUGCCCAAGGUGCCGGUGUUGGUUGUGGCCACCCAGACAGAUCUGCGGGAGAUUGGGGCAUAUCGGGGCAACUGCAUCUCAGCAGCGGAGGGGAGACGCGUUGCUCAUGAAAUCCAUGCUAAAGGCUACCUGGAGUGCUCCUCCUUAAGUAACCGUGGUGUGCAGCAGGUGUUUGAGCAUGCAGUGCGGACGGCCGUAAACCAGGUCAGGAAACAGGCCAGGCGACGGAUGUUCAGCAUAAACCAGUGCAAGGUCUUUUGACCUUUGACCUUGACUUUGUGGACACCUCAGCUUUCAUGAGAAGACUUUUCUGUAAUACUUCUAAGUGUGCUGUUCAAACUCGCUGAGGGCUUGUAGAGGAACGUGAACCCAAAGCUGUAUUUCUCUUACACGUGUAGGGGUUUUUCUUCACUAACAGGGUGUCCUGCCCCUCACAAGACUUCCCUAAACUCAAACCAUAUUUAAAAUGAGAAUACCUUUCAUCAUUUACACAGAUGGAGGAUCUACUUCUGUGUGAUCCAGAGAGAGGUGAAGAAAAAAAGUGCUUCAUUUUUGAUUCCUCUGAUCUGUUUGUGAAGUGAACCGCAGCACAUCACAUUCUUAUUCCAAACAAGGCAUCUGAGAUUUUUGUGUUUCAGAAAUACUCCAUUAAUAACCUAGCUGUGAAAGAUUUACUUAAAUUGAAGCAUUUGAAGCUUUAAUAUGUUGUUUGUGAAUGGAUCACAAAUUAACCUUUAAAUCAUUGUGUAAAAUGAGUAAGUGCCGUUACUACCACAAAUAAAACGACACAGCCAGGUUUUACAGUUGCAUGAAACUUUACAGUGCGAUUUGUCAAAAUCAAAUAAGGAAAAGUCUAUUCUUAUGCUCCUGAAAUGUAACUAAUGUAAAAUCAGUAAUGGUGAGUGCAUGUUGACAUUUGUCAUCAGUGACUUUAAAUCUCUAGAAUAAGAAAAUGAGGGUGUCAGCUCAGAGAGCCCAAUGGGUCCACUUUUGGUGCAUCGGGUUCUACGUACAGCAUAUUCUUUAUUACUUCUCCAGAGAGGAUAACAUUUCAUUAGACGUGACCAUGACAUAAACUGUCGAUAGGUCGAAGUAUAUGGGUAUAUGUUUCUCCAGGUUAUAUGCAAUAUUUUUAUAAAUAUCUGUCAGAUCUAUUUAAAAGAAAACUGUAUUUGUAUUGUUUGAAAUGUUUCCUUAAACAUCGGUUGCAUUGAAAUGAAAUUUGACGAAUCCAAGACACUCAACACAUAUCAGUCAUUAAAAAAUACCUUAAAA